Molecule: messenger RNA, 1443 nt
Organism: Ylistrum balloti
Lineage: Eukaryota; Metazoa; Mollusca; Bivalvia; Pectinida; Pectinidae
Exons: 1
Coding region: 1-1443 (480 amino acids)
Source: RefSeq, a predicted model, not a curated record
AUGUUUCCGAGACAAAUACCCGUUAGGCAAUCAAACGACCAAGCGAGACUGACAGGCACAACAGCACAUUACAAUGGCGGAAUCCAUCCGAACAGUGAAAAUACGGUAAAUACCCAUGUUACAACAACUUUAAAAAAUGUGAAUGUAGGUCACGUUUCUGAAAACUUCAAUGUUGUGUAUAAUGUAGGCGAAAAUGUGGAAAUCUUUCCCGAUCACGUGAGGACUAAGCGUUCGACAAACGACACGGCUGCUGGAUCCACGGGUUUUCUUGAUGAUCCCAACAAAGUGGCCAUGUUUAUUGUUCUGCCACUUAUUAUCUUUGUUUAUGGAGGAUGUAUAUGUAUUUACUGUGUACACAAAUGUCAGGACUACGUUGAAAGAGUAGAGCCCCUUAAGGCCAUCAAACAAAAGGUGUUCGGUUUACCUCCGGAAACACCCGUGCCCCAAAACAGAGAAUGGCGGAAAGUUUUUGUUAGACGAUCGCGUCCUACAAGCACUAGGAGUUUGCCUGACCCUAAGCGAACAAAACGGAAGGAGUUCGAUACCAGGUCGACGUCAUCAGACGCAGGCAUUUCGUACUUCAGAGACGCUACAAAAGAUAGUGCGUUCUCGGAAUUAGACAUGGAUUCCGGGGUUAUUUCACAAGGAGAUCGUGAAGUCAACGACAAAGUGAUUUACGUUAAUGCAGAUUCUAACGAUAUUCAAAGAUUAAAUGACAUGACUGUGGAAGUUAAGCAUGUACAGACCUCCGAAAUUGCUGUUCAAACAGACGAUAUACAUAUCAGCACGGUUUCAUCAUCUGAUAUGGCGGUUACUACCUGUGAUACUGGUACCUCAAUGUGGGACAAACCCACCCAAAAGAAACCGAAGAAAAAACAUCAUAACGUAGGGUCGAGAUAUCUGAGUUGGUUAAAAUCUGCACGCGACUUAAGAGAAGUCUUGAACAAUAAUACCGAACCACGAACUCUACAUCAAAUGCUUAAGAUUGCGACAGAAGAACAGAGACGCGAAGAUACCGCAUCCGAACCGGAAGUGAGUCUUCAGAAAACCAAAUCAGAGAGAAGCGUAGAAAAAAAGCCAGCACCGAAACGACAGAGCAGUUCCCCAGUUAUUUCUGUAGUGCCGUAUCAGACAGACUCCUCAUAUAUAUCUAUUCACAAGAAGAAAACGAACUUACUCAAACAGCAUGGAAGUUUUAAGGGAUCAACCGUGACACCCUUAGAGUCCAGAUAUACGAGUGCCUCGACGUCAUCCUCCCGGGGCACGGACUCACCCCCGGAGGAUGCCCCGCCCCCUUAUUACAGACUAGGAGAUACUAAAGUAAAUUCGUACAUGUCUAUGUAUAGAAAGAAACCAGGUUUUUCAAAAGAAAGAGGGGGAGUUGGAGGCGAUGCUACGAAAUACGUAGGGAUUAACAGUAGUGAUACAGACUCGCUUGUGUAA